GCGAGGUACGGAUCUUACAAUAGGGGCGUAUAUAUUGACUAGUCUUCGCGAGUCGAGAAUAACGCUUACCGUGCCAGAGAAACUGAACGACGUGCGUGUGACGCGUUCUUUGCUUUCUACGCUCCUUUCGAGGAAACACGGUCGUUCGGGAACGACAUGCGUUAGCGUUUCAAAAACAUUUGCUCGUGUGCCAAUCAAUUCUUUUCGCGUUUUAUAUCGCGACUUUUGCCUCAGUGACUCGAAUCUGUGAAAUAAACGUCGAGGGAAUCUAGAAAUGAGAAAUCUUAUGGAGAAACAGCUGUCCUGGCUUGCCCUGCUCGUCACUACGUUCUACUCGUUGCUUGGCAGUUGUCGGAGCCAAGAGUGCGGACAUGAAAGGCUGACGAUGUGCGGAAGGCCCCUCGAGAAGAUAAACAAAAACGACUUCAGCUUCGCUGUGACGAAGGAGAGUCUUCAGCAGAUGUGCCCAGACUUCGAGGCUAGCCUGAAGUGUAUCCAGUCCUACUCGUUCAACUGCCUGCAGCAGAAACAAAGGGUGCGCUUCAACCAGUGGUACACGUCCACCAACAUGGCGAUCAUGGAGAUGUGUCAAGAGGGACCCUUUCAGGACAAGUUCCUGCAGUACCUGCCAUGCAUGCAGAAGGUAGAGCCCGAGUACGAGCUCUGCUACAGGAAAUUCGAGAAAACCGCCCAGAAUGUCUCAAGAACUCUGAGGGCGAACCUGAAUGAUACCGUCAAGUCGCUGUGCUGUGGCGUCAAGGAGUUUUUGGUUUGCUCGUAUCAUGCGUCGCGCCGGCGAUGCGACGAUGACACGGCUCAAUUUGCGAAGGACUUGCUUAACAGAAUGAUGGGCUUGCUUCUAAGGAUACUCUGUCCGGGUGUUCGUCAUCUUGGUAGAAGUCUCCCGGAAGAAUGCGUGUCUCGCGUGUCGCGUGGAACAGGGAACAUAAAACUGAUUCAAUUUAGUAGAAGAGAGCCUCGAAUAGACAAGAACAUUCGCGUAGAGACUGCCACAGGCGGUCUACGUAAGUUCUGGAUGUUGAAUCCUAUUUGGAGCUUCGUUACGAAGCAGCAAAGAUGA
Messenger RNA from Eufriesea mexicana, 1081 nucleotides. RefSeq lists its product as uncharacterized. The coding region runs from base 275 to 1081 and encodes 268 amino acids. The record is from RefSeq and is a predicted model, not a curated record. Lineage: Eukaryota; Metazoa; Arthropoda; Insecta; Hymenoptera; Apidae. The transcript has 6 exons.